Molecule: messenger RNA, 1041 nt
Organism: Rangifer tarandus platyrhynchus (Svalbard reindeer)
Lineage: Eukaryota; Metazoa; Chordata; Mammalia; Artiodactyla; Cervidae
Source: the annotation of a GenBank genome assembly
AUGAACCCGCUAUUGGUGAGCAAAGAGAGAUACAUGUUUGAUGGUGACGAGGGCCCUGUGGAGAGCAGAGUGGUGAAGCCAGCUGGGGAAUUUGAUCGUCCGGGCCAGGCUCCCAGGACCCAGGCAGAGCCGACCAUGGCAGUGGGGAGACUGGUGAGCUGUCCAGGUGAGCUGCUGCGGGCUUCCCAGGCACGGUCCCAUGUCCAUUCUGUGCUCCUCACCACCGGCUUCCCCGUGUAUUUCAACUACCAGCCUCCAGACCGCUUGCCAGGAGCCGUGGCCCUGGCCGCCAUCCUGCAGGCCUUGGAGAAGCGGGCCUCCAUGGUCUUCGACCAGAGAGCCUUGAGUUUGCACAAGAAGCUUGUUGAUGAGGCUGCCGAGCAGGGUGAAGCCCCCAAGAUCCAGGAGGAAGCAGGUGAAGCCGGAUGUUGGCGCUCCGAAGCUACCGACUUCGUGGACCCUUCUCUUGGCCUCAGGAUCCCCGGCCCCUCCUGUGGCUGCCCAGCCCCCUGCUCGGCCCACUACCCCUCCCCGGGGUGCUCCUUUCUUUCCUCCAUUCCAUCCACACCCCGAUUCCUCAGCUCCACAGGCAGUUGUCUUGUCGUGGAAUCGCACUCAUCUGAGAAUGAGGACACCCACCUCCCACUCACUACCUGGGCCCUGUCCUUCUCAGAGACCCCCUGGAGUGAGGAGAGCAAGGGCACAGACGGGACAGACCUCAGGAGCGAACAAGAUGAAUUUAAGAUGCUGAAGGGCAGAGACAGGAACAGACAAGAUACCAAUGCUGUGUUGUUACUUUCUUUCGUUCAGUGGGCUGUUGUGAAUCUAGAAAACUGUUCUGAGAAAAUUCCUCAGGGUGUUGACCUGAGGCGCCUGGUCAUUCACAAUGACCACAAGGAAGAAAAACUGCCGGGCAUUCUGGUGCAGCAUGGAGUCUGGAACAGACUCUCAGGCACCCUGGGCACAGAAGUGUACAGGCUGCUCUUCCAUGGCACUCAUGCCCAGAUGACCCAGAAACUGAUGGGCAUCACCCUGCCGUAA